Messenger RNA from Cannabis sativa, 1131 nucleotides. RefSeq names its product protein C2-DOMAIN ABA-RELATED 7. The record is from RefSeq and is a predicted model, not a curated record. NCBI's taxonomy places the organism in Eukaryota, Viridiplantae, Streptophyta, Magnoliopsida, Rosales, Cannabaceae. The transcript is spliced from 3 exons. Bases 433 to 948 code for a protein of 171 amino acids.
CAUUGAUACAAAUGUUAAUGAUUUAUUAUUACAAGUGUAAGUAUUGGGAGAACAAAACAAAGAACAACCUUGUCCAUUCACAAACAAUGGAUAAACCGAGUACAACGGUGGAAACACAUACGCAUACAUAUACAUAAUAAUAAUUCCAAAUGGCUAACUUUGAUAUCGACCCAACACUUUUAUUUUCUUUUUCUUAUUUUUAAAUGAAAGAAAAAAGCAAAGCUAUAAAGUUGUGGAAAAAAAUAAAAUAAAAAAACAUGUGCUUCUUCCCACGAAGAAUUCUAACUUAUCUUUAGUAUAUAAAUAUCCUUAUCUUUGGUAGCUAAUAGAAGAAAUUAAUGUUUAUUGAGUUAUAUAGAGAAGAGAUCUAGAGAGGAAAUUUUGUUUUUAAAAUAUUUUGUAUUAUUAUUUAUAUUUAUAUUGAGAAUUGAGAUGGAGAAGAACAUGUUGGGACUUUUGAGGAUUAGAGUUAAAAAAGGGCUUAAUCUUGCUGUUCGUGAUACUCUAAGUAGUGAUCCUUAUGUGGUUGUUACCAUGGGUAAUCAGAAAUUGAAGACACGUGUGGUAAAAAACAAUUGCAAUCCAGAAUGGAAUGAUGAAUUAACUCUCUCAGUAACAUGUCUUGACACCCCAAUAACACUUACAGUGUAUGAUAAGGACACAUUUACAGGAGAUGAUAGAAUGGGAGAUGCAGAUAUAGAUCUUAAACCAUACAUAGAAUGUUUGAAAAUGGGAUUGAAAAAUUUACCAGAAGGGUGUGUAGUGAAGAGGGUUCAACCCACAAAACAAAACUGUUUAUCUGAUGAGAGCCCUUGUGUUUGGCAUGGUGGAAAAAUUGUACAAGACAUGUGUUUAAGGCUAAGAAAUGUUGAGUGUGGUGAAAUCUUUGUUCAGAUUCAGUGGAUUGAUAUUCCUGGUUCUGAUCCUCUCUUUCCACAAGACAUGUGAUUAUGAUCAAAUAGAAAUAAUUGGUGUUUUAAAUUAGUAAUUAAUAUUUAAUAGAACUUCAAUGUCUGUCUUUAUGUACAUAAUUACCUUUAUUAAAUUGUUAUUAAGUUUGUUUAUGUAUGUAAUGUUAAAAUAGCUAUGUAUUGACUUUUGUGGUAUGUCAUAUCAUGUGGUUGUGUGUCA